AUGAAUCAAAAAUGGGCUCAGGAUGGCGUAGCCGUUGCUGGAGGUCAUGACUUUGGCGCAGCCACCAAUCAGCUGAAGUAUCCUUAUGGUCUGUUUGUUGAUAAUGAUGAAGCAAUGGUCAUUGCUGACUCCAAUAAUCAUCGUAUCAUCCAAUGGAAAAUCGGUGAUACGAAUGGACAGAUCGUUGCUGGUGGUAAUGGGCAUGGAAAUCGAUUAAAUCAAUUAAAUCGACCAAUUGAUGUGGUAAUCGACAAAGAGACGAAUAGUCUCAUUAUUAAUGAUCGAGGAAAUUUUCGCAUAUUACGAUGGUCUCG
This is a messenger RNA of Rotaria sp. Silwood1, 314 nucleotides long. Lineage: Eukaryota; Metazoa; Rotifera; Eurotatoria; Philodinida; Philodinidae. The record is from the annotation of a GenBank genome assembly.